Molecule: messenger RNA, 630 nt
Organism: Didymodactylos carnosus
Lineage: Eukaryota; Metazoa; Rotifera; Eurotatoria; Philodinida; Philodinidae
Source: the annotation of a GenBank genome assembly
AUGAGCUCUAGACUCUUAGAACAAUAUGUAUAUCUGUUUUUAUUAUUUAUUAUCAUAAAUAUAAAUAAAAAUCAUUUUAUUAAUUGCGAAUUUACAAGAGAAUUAGUUGUUAAAAAAGACUUUUUUAAUGGAAUUAAACCAAAUGAAUUUUCUGUUUAUGAUACAAGCGAAAAAAAUUUAAAAUAUCGUAUAGAUACAAAAUGGUUUAAAAUACAUGGAGUUUCAAUAACAGCAAAACCAUCUAAUGAAGAAAUAGCUACUGUAGAAGCAAAAUUAACAUGGCUUUUAUAUGAAGCCAAUUUUCGUAUAUUAGAUAAUGGUGUAUGGAAAGAUGGUACUAUAAAACGUAAAUUUAAAGUAUUUUACAAUACAUAUGAAAUUAAUUAUGAUCAAAAAGUUAUCACACUAGAAGGUGAUGUAUAUAAAUGGAAUUUGAUUUGGAAAGAUGUUAAUACAGGCAAAGUAUAUGGUCAAAUACGGAAACGUGCAAUAUCAUUAAUUUUACCAAAUGUUUAUGAAUUGUUUAUGACAGAUGAUUUUCCUGAAGCAUUUUACCUCGUUGGUGUAGCUGUUGCUGAUAGAUUUAGCUCUAGUAGUAGCAGUAGCAGUAGCAGCAGAAAGAACGGUUAA